AAAGUGAAAUUUUCUCCCUACUAAAACCAAUUCGCUGGCCUUCAUAUCUCCGCUCUCUCCCUCCACGCAGCGAUUGAGAGCACGGCGGCAGGCGGCAGGCGGCAGGCGGCAGGCGGCAGGCGGCGGGCGGCGGAGAGAGCGGUGGCAUUGGAGGUUAAGCAGCGGCGAUAGCCGGAAGGGAGUGAGCUGGUAAAGAUUAUGAUCCAAUAAGAUAAAUGAGGUCGAUAUAUCCUGUCCUGGAGAAUAUAGAAGGAAAGCAAGAAAUGCCGGGAGAUACUGAAUCUAGAAAGAUAGCACCGGCUGUUGUCGAGCAGAAUUCAGUGACAAGCAAGGCAAAAGUUCAAAACUAUAACAAUGUAAGCAAUGGUUUGGCGGGAGAGCAUCAACAGUGCCAACAGCAGGAGGAGGGUGACUACUUCGGGAACCCAAUGGCAUGUGAGAUUCAAUCUUUGACACAUGAAGAAGAGUAUAGAGAUAUAUAUGAACUAGAUCAACCACCAAAGGAUACUUGGUUUGAAGAGCAGUCCCUGCAGAAGUUAAGAUAUGAUGAGGAUUCAUAUCAGAGACAAAUGUCCCUUGUUCGGGAGAAGUUCAUAGAAGCAAAAAACUUGGCCACUGAUGGCAAGCUUCUUGAUUCAAAGUUCCAAGAUGCAGUUGAGGUUCUGAACUCAAACAGAGAUUUGUUCCUUAAAUUCCUGGAAGAACCAAACUCACUGUUCACAAAAUGUAUCUUUGAACCAAGGACAGGAAAGCUAACAGACCCAUGGAGCCUUUCUCAACCUUCUCAGAAAACUCGUAUUACUGUGCUGAAACCUUCCAAUACCAUGGACAGGAAAGCUAACAGAUCCUUGGAAGGACUGGGACUAUCAGAUUCUGACAAAAGUGUGGGAAAACCAAAUGAGCAUCACAGGAGCACCAGUUCCACUGAGGCUAGACCUGAUGCUUUGUCUCAGCCAACAAGGAUAGUUAUACUGAAGCCUAGCCCUGGAAAACCAUACAACACAAUGACUAUACCUGCCAACAACUUCCCAACAUUACGUAGCUCUAGUGGAGGUCUGGCAUGCAAUGAAUCAGCAAGUUCAAGAGAAGCAGUUGAGGGUUUAAGGCAGCAGGACCAAGACAGCCUAGGUAGAAACAUAGAAGAUGAGGCCAUGUCGUCUUCUGUAUCAUCAAAUGGAUGCACUGGUCAUGAAAGCUUGGAAGAUGAGGUUGAAAGUGCAAGCCGCUCUGAGAUUGUAACUUCAGCUGCGGAGUGUUCUUGGGGCAUCAAUAGAAGCGGCAGUCCACUAUCAGCCUCAUCCUUUGAUCAAUCAUUUCAUUCUCCGGAAUUGGUUAUUAUAGAAACCAAGAAAAAGCUUUCAGAGCAGCUAGCUUUGGUAGCAUCAAACGGCAAUUUUCAGGAGCCAAGAUACACGAAGAGAUCCACAAGCACAUUAGGGGAGAUGCUUGCCUUUCCCGAGUUGAAGAAAGAAAGAACCAAUGGGGAACUUAUUCAUUCUAACUUUGAUGCAGAAUAUGACCUGAAUGCGCACUCUGUGCUUUUGUCAAAAAAUAGUCCCAAGGAUGAAUACACUGAAGAAAAUUCCCAGAAGAACUUGUCUACAUCGAAAUCUCUCCCCAUUUCUUCAACUCAUGGAGCUGAUGAACUUAAUGGUGGGAUGUCUAGUUACUCAAUCUCCAAAGCAACUGUUCGAAAAGUGGCUCACAAGCCAAAUAAUAGGUCAUCUUUGAAGGAUAAGAUCUCAAGUUUUUUCUUAUCUAGAAGCAAAAAGCCAAGAGGAUACAAGCAUUCUAUAGUUCCCUCAAUUGGUGAUGUUUUAUCGUCUUUUAACGUUGCUUUCACACAACAAACCCUAGGUGAUUCUGAUGAAUCAUAUGGCAGAUCAACUGAAACCUUAAUGUUUCCUGAGGCUCCUGUCAAAAAAUCUCAAACAUCUGGAAACUUUGCAGAACAACAGAAUAAGUCUAACAGCAGUUCAGUUUCUCAAGCAACAUUACAAUUUGAUCUCAACAUUGGUUUGUCUCUGGCAUCGGGAGUUUCUAGGUCCCCACCAAUUGCAUCCAUUGCUCGUUCAUUAUCGGGUUACAUCUCCUGUUUGGACUUGGCAUCACCAAAGUCCUUGAAUCCUUUAAUGGAUUUCACAAAGGCAGAUGAAGAGCAAGAGCAAUUUGCCUUUCUCCAGAACUUGUUAUUGUCCUCCGGACUAGACAGCGAGGAGAGGAUGGUUUACAAAGGGUGGCAUUCGCUCGACAGUCCUUUGAAUCCAUCUCUACUGUAUGAGUCCCAGCACAUGGAAGACAAGGAAAAGAAAUGCCAAGAGAAGCACUCCUGCCGGAAGCUGCUGUUCGACUCCAUAAAUGCUUCAUUAAUAGACAUCAGCGAGGCUACAUUGUUCGCAGCAUAUCCAUGGACCCGAAGACGACACCACAAGCCUUGGAAAGACGGAGAUGGUGAUGCCACGGUGGCCGAGCAAGUCUGGUCAAUUGUCAGAAAACGUUUGGUAUGCAAUAAGUGGGUGCCUGAGGAGCCAGGCCACAUUGGCAUUGUGGCAGAUAGGUUAGUUAUGGACGAGGUGGCUGGAAGGAAAUCGGAUGAAACAAGGUGGCUGCAAGUGUGUGAACUGAGCAAGGAGAUUGGAAGGUGGGUGAUGGAGGAGUUAGUUGAAGAGUUAGUGUCUGAAUUAUCUUUUUCACUGACCUGACUAACCAAGGUUCUCUCUUCUUUUGUGCUUGUGUAUUCCUCCCAAUCGACAUCCAUUGUUGAAGGACAUCAUAAGAUGGUGCUGUGAUGGCCAUUACAUUUCCGAUAGAACAUCAAUCCAAUUGGCCUAACUCCUAAUGUGUGCCUCUUUUUUUGUGAGUCGCUUUUGUAAAAGAAACUGGCAUGAAUGCAGUAGUUGGGAGUAAAGAUAAAAGAAAA
Zingiber officinale is the source of this 2920-nucleotide messenger RNA. RefSeq lists its product as uncharacterized. Bases 216 to 2702 code for a protein of 828 amino acids. The record is from RefSeq and is a predicted model, not a curated record. Lineage: Eukaryota; Viridiplantae; Streptophyta; Magnoliopsida; Zingiberales; Zingiberaceae. The transcript is spliced from 5 exons.